GGGGGGUGGGUGUUUCCAGAUCAUAGGUAGAUUUAAACAUGUCCUGAUUGUCAAUUGGUUGAUUGAAAAAGUUAUUAUCAAUAGAAAGGCUGUCUGGGUUAUAAGACGUUGUGAGACCUAGAUUUUGUCACACAGAUGAAGCCGUCAGGUAGCAGGCUUUAGAGAAACAGACCUUAAAUGUGUCUUGUCAGACUUAAGGUUUGUGUUGAUGUUAAUUAGGCAUGUCCAAACCCCCCCAGUCCCCUUUUUAUGGCCUGAACCAGUCUUUCACGUUAAACUUUAGGGUGCCCUGGCUGGGGAGAGAGUCCAUUCAGAUGGUCGCCCAUUCAGAUGGUUGUGAGGGGCCUUCAAAUUUUAUUUUUUGGUUUGCAAAACAGAAAAUGGAAGCAUCUUGCUUCCCACUUCAAAACCCCUUUCAUGAGACAUGCUCCCAUUAAAUUACAUGGGAUACAAAACAAACCUUUCUAUGAUGGGAAAGAAAUACCUUCUACAACAUCUUUUUUGAGGUUAGUAAUUAUGGAAAGCAUUUUUUUCUGCAAAGGAAUUCCACGCCCUAUAAAUUUAAAUUAUUAGCUUGUCAUCUCCAAGCGAUCAGCGUCCUCAUAAAUGGUGAGAAGGAACAUAGAACACAGAAUCCAGCAGUUUCAGGAUUAUUCAUCAUCUUUGCUUACUCCUUUGUACACUUCUUCGCCAGAAGUAUAUUCAAAAAAGUUCUUUGGAAGCAUUAAAUCAGCCACCUCUACCUAUGAUUUCCAUUCAUCUCUGGAAUGCAUAAAGUAUGAUUUUCAGACAUGUUCUAAUUCUAAGACCCUUCUCUUCCCGGCAGUUUAAAACAAAAACAAAAACAAAAAACAAAACGUGGUAUCUUUGAGCAUUGGUUUUCAAACAUCACAAUCACUUUAACAUGACUUGAACUGCUUGUGAAAACACAAACUGCUGGGCUCCAGCAGGUUUCUGACUCAACAGGUCUAGGGAGGUGCUUGGGAAUUUGCAUUUCUAACUAGAGUUCCCAGGUGGUGCUGAUGUUCCCAGUCCAGAGACAACAAUUCGAGAUCCACUGCGGUAUCCAGAACUUUUGCUGAUUCCCUGCAAAUCAUGAUACUUCAGGGCUCUCUCUGCAUCGCCUCUACUGAGGAGCCCUCCCCAUUAAAGCUGGGGUAGGUUGGCCCAAGAAGGGAAUCAGGAUCGUUGAGAUUUCAGCACCCCAGCAUUUUUUUUAGUGACUGAAAUAAUGAAAAUUCUGAUCAGGCUCCUGCUUGUUUGCAGAUUUUAACCAGUAGCUUUUUGCCCAAUAUUCUCCCUGUUUCCAUAAUAUAAUUAUAAACUGCUGAUAUACUGCUUCCUCGUCAAGAACGAAGAGGUCACUUCAGGAUCACAAAAAUGUUUGUAGAAGGGAUGAAUACCUCGAAGGGCUUUGCAAUCGGCUGCGGAUGCCUGGACGUCUAAUUGCUCAAGGUAUUAUCUGAGACUGAAGAAACAGACUUGCCCUGGAUUACUUGAAACUCUCCCUCUCUUAUUCUCUAGCAGUAUAAAAACUCUCCGCUUUUUCCUUUUUACAGACGGAUUUGAGAGAUCUUGCUCUCCCUCCUUCUGGCUUUCACCAAAUUGAAUGUCUUUCUCUAUCCCCAAGCACCAGUGUGUCAGUGUUUGACAUCAACUGCACCACUGAUACACGAGCCUGAAUUUGAGCUUCUACAAGAACAUUCCUUCCUAGGCCAAACACCGACGCUGAGAAAUACGAGAACAGAUCAUCGCUAAACAGCAGCUGAAGGCCAGGCGAACUGACUCGCUGCGGAAUCUGUCUUUGCACGUGAUCAGCCAGGCGUCUAUACCCGCAGCCGUCUUCUGACUCCUCCUCACCCUCAGGCCUGACGGUCAGAGUGGAGCUGCGGGACAGCCCGAGCCUCCGGGUCAGCCCCGCGGUCCUCCAUGGCGCUGCUGCACGCGCUUGUCUGCUGCCUGCUGACUGCUUGGCACUGCCGCUCCGGCCUAGGGCUGCCCGUGGCGCCCGUAGGCGGCAGGAAUCCUCCUCCGGCUGUAGGUCAGUUUUGGCAUGUGACUGACUUACACUUAGACCCUACUUACCACAUCACAGAUGACCACACAAAAGUGUGUGCUUCAUCUAAAGGUGCAAAUGCUUCCAAUCCUGGCCCUUUUGGAGAUGUUCUGUGUGAUUCUCCAUAUCAACUUAUUUUGUCAGCAUUUGAUUUUAUUAAAAAUUCUGGACAAGAAGCGUCUUUCAUGAUAUGGACAGGGGAUAGCCCACCUCAUGUUCCUGUACCUGAACUCUCAACAGACACUGUUAUAAAUGUGAUCGCUAAUAUGACAACCACCAUCCAGAGUCUCUUUCCAAAUCUCCAGGUUUUCCCUGCACUGGGUAAUCAUGACUAUUGGCCACAGGAUCAACUGCCUGUAGUCACCAGUAAAGUGUACAACGCAGUAGCAAACCUCUGGAAACCAUGGCUAAAUGAAGAAGCUAUUAGUACUUUACGGAAAGGCGGUUUUUAUUCACAGAAAGUUACAACUAAUCCAAACCUUAGGAUCAUCAGUCUAAACACAAACUUGUACUACGGCCCAAAUAUAAUGACACUGAACAAGACCGACCCAGCCAACCAGUUUGAAUGGCUAGAAAGUACACUGAACAGCUCUCAGUGGAAUAAGGAGAAGGUGUACAUCAUAGCACAUGUUCCAGUGGGGUAUCUGCCGUAUUCACAGAACAUCACAGCAAUCAGAGAAUACUAUAAUGAGAAAUUGAUAGAUAUUUUUCGAAAAUACAGUGAUGUCAUUGCAGGACAAUUUUAUGGACACACUCACCGAGACAGCAUUAUGGUUCUUUCAGAUAAAAAAGGAAGUCCAGUAAAUUCUUUGUUUGUGGCUCCUGCUGUUACACCAGUGAAGAGUGUUUUAGAAAAACAGACCAACAAUCCUGGUAUCAGACUAUUUCAGUAUGAUCCUCAUGAUUAUAAAUUAUUGGAUAUGUUGCAGUAUUACCUGAAUCUGACAGAGGCGAAUCUAAAGGGAGAGUCCAUCUGGAAGCUGGAGUAUAUCCUGACCCAGACCUAUGACAUUGAAGAUUUGCAGCCGGAAAGUUUAUAUGGAUUAGCUAAACAAUUUGCAAUCAUAGACAGUAAGCAGUUUAUAAAAUACUACAAUUACUUCUUUGUGAGUUAUGACAGCAGCGUAAUAUGUGAUAAGACAUGUAAGACCUUUCAGAUUUGUGCAAUUAUGAAUCUUGAUAAUAUUUCCUAUGUAGAUUGCCUCAAACAGCUUUAUAUAAAGCACAGUUACUAGUAUUUCACAGUUUUUGUUAAUAGAAAAUGCUGCUCCGAUUCUGAGAUCAAUUUGUGGGAAUUUUACAUAAAUCUUUGUUAAUUACUGAGUGGGCAACUAGACUUCCUGUCUUUGCUUUCUUUCUUUCUUUUUUUUUUUGAUGCCUAAAUGUAGAUAUCUUCAUCAUUCUGAAUUGUAUUAUAUAUUAAAACUGCUCAUUAAUAGAACAAUGGAUGUAAAUUGGAUGUAAAUAUUCAGUUUAUAUAAUGAUACCUAAUUUAUACCCUUGUUGAAAUUGCCAUUUAUACAAUAAAGCAAAUUCUUUAUCUCUAAA
Messenger RNA from Piliocolobus tephrosceles (Ugandan red Colobus), 3604 nucleotides. It is a transcript of the gene SMPDL3A, whose product is annotated as sphingomyelin phosphodiesterase acid like 3A. Gene Ontology annotation, molecular function: sphingomyelin phosphodiesterase activity. The record is from RefSeq and is a predicted model, not a curated record. NCBI's taxonomy places the organism in Eukaryota, Metazoa, Chordata, Mammalia, Primates, Cercopithecidae. The transcript is spliced from 8 exons. The coding region runs from base 1930 to 3291 and encodes 453 amino acids. Gene Ontology annotation, biological process: sphingomyelin catabolic process.